AUGGCAGUUAGAAAGAGAUCUCAAAAGUCUAUCCAAGAUAGGACUGCUAAGAGACGUAAGGAAGAGGAUGCGUUGCUUCAGAAUGGUUUGUUUCACAAAGAUGUAAGUGAAUUUGAUAUUGGCGAUGAGAUGCCCUCAUUAUCCUCAAAGACCUGGGAAAACGAAGAACAAGAUUAUGAAUUGAAGCCAAGAAAUAUGAAGAACGAUGAGAAGGACUUUGUAGAGGGUCUUCCAAUUAAGGUUAAUGGAAAGGUUGAGAGGAAAGUUCGUGAGGUUAAGAGACCUGCUAAACCUGAAGAAGAUAGCAGUUCAGAGGAGGAAGAAGAAGACCAAAAAGAUGAAGACUCUGAAGAUGUAGAGAGCAGCCAUGAUUACCAUUUUGAUACUGAAGAAAAGAUUAUUGAGAUGAAGGAACUUAUUGCAGAACUAGUAGCAAACAUAACAGAAGAACCAGAGGAGCAUACAGCGGCGUUAAGUAGAUUGCGUAAGAUGGCCUUAUCAAAAAAUUCUAACACUAGUAAGUUUUCUAUUCUAGCAUUGGUUACUGUUUGGAAAAGCAUUAUACCAGGUUAUAAGAUUAGACCUUUAAGUGAAAUAGAAAAGAAAGAGAAGGUCUCUAAAGAGGUUGCCAAGCUAAGGGCAUUUGAGCAGAAUUUAGUUCUAAAUUAUAAGCACUACGUGGAUCAUAUUGGGAAGCUGGCUCGUGCUGCCAAUAAUCAGUCUCCUAUUGAAGUCAGUUUGGGGAAUGUGGCUGCUACAGCUGCUACAGAGCUUGCAGAAAACUUCCCCCAAUUUAAUUUUAGGUCUGAUGUUCUCCUGAUUAUCAUACGUAGAGUAUGCAAACCCAAUCCAAAGAAUGAUCCAAUCUUUUUGAAAGCCGUGAAGGUCUUGGAAACUCUUCUGAAUGAUGAUGAUGAAGGAAAUGUAUCCCUCGAAGUGAUCCGGCUAUUAUCUAGGACAUUGAAAUCACGGAAAUAUAAUGUUGAUGAAUCUGUUCUGAAUGUGCUAUUAAACUUAGAUAUUUUGAAUGACUACAACCCAAAUACUGCAACAGAUGAACCUGCCCGGAUUAAGAUAAAGAAGAAGAACAGAGUUCACUUGUCAAAGAAGGAACGAAAAGCCAGGAAGGAAAUGAAGAUUAUUGGAGAAGAAAUGCGUAAAGCGGAGCAAGCGGUAUCUGCUGAAGAAAGAGAAAGAAACCAAGCAGAAAUUUUGAAAUCUCUCCUUGCAUUAUACCUAAAUAUAUUGAAAUCCAACGAACCGCGUCUAAUUGGUUCUGUGCUAGAAGGCCUAUCAAAGUUCGGUCAUAUGGCGAAUCUCGAUUUACUGGGUGAUUUCCUGACUGUUAUGAAAGAGAUGAUUGCAGACGCUAAUAUUGACCAGUUAUCCUCUGAUGAGGUGAGGAAGAUAUUACUAUGCAUAGUGACUGCGUUUUCUUUGGUAUCAAGCCACAAUCAUAUGAAAGUCCAUAUUGACUUAUCGUCCUUUGUCAAUGUAUUAUAUGCUAUUCUUCCGUACGUGGCUCUUGAUGCAGACAUUGAAUUUUCAUACAAGACUCUGAGAUUAGCGGAUCCAUUAAACAAUGAACUUGUAAAACCAUCGGUCAAUGUUUCUACUAAGGCGGAACUUUUAUUGAAAUCAUUGGAUCACGUUUUCUUUAGAUCAAGAUCAGGCACAAACCAAAGGGCUACAGCUUUUACAAAGAGACUUUAUAUGACCAUGCAAAAUACGCCUGAGAAGACCAGCAUUGCCAUCUUAAAGUUUUUAGAUAAACUCAUGUCGAAGUAUCCAGAAAUAGGUGGAAUGUACUCGACGGAAGAUGUCAUCGGCAAUGGUAAUUUUUACAUGGAGGCCGACGAUCCCGCCAGGAGCAACCCGGAAGCAGCUACAAUUUGGGAGAGUGCUUUAUUGUCAAAGCAUUAUUGUCCCACGGUUGUUAAAGGCGUCCGAGCACUGAUAACCAGGUCAAAGGGACUAAAAUAA
Eremothecium sinecaudum is the source of this 1983-nucleotide messenger RNA. It is a transcript of the gene NOC3, whose product is annotated as Noc3p. The record is from RefSeq and is a predicted model, not a curated record. Gene Ontology annotation, cellular component: nucleolus. Gene Ontology annotation, biological process: DNA replication initiation. Lineage: Eukaryota; Fungi; Ascomycota; Saccharomycetes; Saccharomycetales; Saccharomycetaceae. The transcript has a single exon. Gene Ontology annotation, molecular function: chromatin binding. Bases 1 to 1983 code for a protein of 660 amino acids.